Trichomonas vaginalis G3 is the source of this 1974-nucleotide messenger RNA. RefSeq names its product ankyrin repeat and SOCS box-containing protein 4 family. The transcript has a single exon. The record is from RefSeq and is a predicted model, not a curated record. Gene Ontology annotation, molecular function: protein binding. NCBI's taxonomy places the organism in Eukaryota, Parabasalia, Trichomonadida, Trichomonadidae. The coding region runs from base 1 to 1974 and encodes 657 amino acids.
AUGAAAGGAAGAAAUGUUAACUACAAUCAGCUAAUGUGGCUUUGCAAAGACUCAAGAGAUUCUUUAAAGGCUCUAUACCAGUUAAAUACUAAUAAUGAAAACGAAAUCAACAAAAUUUACAUCAACCUUAAAGAACAAAUAGAUUCACCUGAAAAACUCAUUGAACAAAUAAUACUUGCAUCAAAGUAUAAUCUACGCUUCUUCAAAUCCUAUUGGACAAUCUUCAAAAAAGUGUAUGAAGAAUUCCAUCCAAAACGUGUACAAAACAUUUCUCCCAUUUUCGAUUACAUGGUAUUCAAGGAAUAUGGUAUUGUUUUCCAGGAAAAUAGCAGAAAUUCUUUCGAAAAGUUUGAAAAUAAAAAUUAUACACUUGACAUUCACGAAAAGUACUCGAUUUACAAAGCAAUCAUGGAAGAUGAUCUUGAACAGUUUGUUUCAUUAGCAAGCAAAGAUGAUUUCGAUGAAAAUGUGACAUUACAACACGAUUUCUAUCCGAAGAAAAAUCACGAAUACAGUUUACUUGAACUCUGUUGUUACUAUGGUGCCGUUAAGUGUUUCAAGUUUAUUAUUACGAAAUUUGAACCUGAAAUCACUCCAGAAUGCCUUCAACUGUCAUUUUUGAGUGGAAAACCAGAUAUCAUGAAUGAAUGCAUGAAAGUUCAAAAACCUGAUAACAAAUGCAUGAAAUAUGCAAUUAUUUCACACAACAUUGACUUUGUCACAUUCUUGAUGAGGGAGCACAAAAUCGAUAUAAAUCUUGAUCAAUGCUGCAAAUUCAAUUGCAUUGAAGCAUUUUGUGCAUACUUAGUUAAUACAAAGGAUUACACAACAUGCUUUGUUCACUCACCAAAACUAUUUUCUGUUCCUUUGCUUGAAUAUUUUAUAAAUCAUAUUGAUAACAUCGAUAUCAAAUCAAAAAGCGGUUACAAUGCUCUUUAUAUCGCUGUAAUGAGUGAUUUCAGGAACGGAGUAAAACUUCUUGUUUCCAAAGGAGCAUCAAUCAAUGAGAAAUUUGAAAAGGGUAACACUUAUCUUCAUUAUGCUUCAUGGCUUGGUUUCAAUGAGAUAGUCAAUAUGUUUAUCUCUUAUGGAAUUGAUGUUAAUUCAAAGGGGGAGAAUGGAUCAGCUCCACUUCAUUUUACAGCACUUUAUAACUUGCCGGAUACUGCUGAAAUCCUUCUUCAACAUGGAGCAGAUAUCAAUAUAGGUAAUGCAAGUAGAGAAACACCCAUUCAUUAUAGUGCCAGAGAGGGAAGCAAAGAAAUAUGCGAAUUUCUUCUUCAGAAUAAUGCUGAUGUUAACAGAGGAAAUAAGAAAGGUCAAACUGCUCUUCACAUUUUAGCAGAAAAGGCAGAUACAAAAUUUACAGAACUACUUUUAUCUCACGGUGCAGAUAUCAAUGCACGUGAUGAUAAUGGAGAAACUCCACUCUUUAUUGCAAUUAAUUCUAACAAUAAAUCACCGGUUCCGAAUCUAAUGCCUGGAUAUAGAAAGACAAACCCUCGCAGUUAUAUAUUGAACGUACCUAAAUCCAAAGAAUAUGUUGAAUUUCUUCUUUCGCACGGAGUUGAUUUUAAUAAUGCAAACAAAAGAGGAUAUACAUGUUUACAUUGUUCAGCUGAAUCUAAUAAUAGAGAAGCACUUGAACUAUUAAUUUUACACGGUGCUAAUAUUAAUUGUAUUGAUGAUGAUGGUAAUACACCGUUACAUAAAGCAACUUUCCGUUAUUGCAAAGAAUCAUUAGUUACUCUAAUUGAACAUGGAGCUGAUGUAAAUAUUAAAAAUAAAAAGGGAUUUGCACCAUUGCAUUUUGCAACUUUAGAAAAUAAUCUAGAAGUUGUAAAACUUCUUGUAUCACACGGAGCUGAUAUUAAUGCAAAUAACGACCAUAAUGCCACUCCAUUAGUUUGUGCUGUUGCAAAGGAAAAUAUGGAAAUUGCAGAAUAUCUUGUCUCGCUUGGCGCAACUAAGUAG